AUGUUAAUAAUCAUAUUAUUGUUUUAAUCCUGUAGGACUUAAUGUUACAAUAAUUCAUUGAUUAAUGUGGAUUAAUAGACUUAUUACUACAGUAUAGAUUGCCAACCUCCUACUUCAUUAGAGCUUAAUUGUUCAUCAUUAUCUAGUUAUGUAGAGAUCAAUGUCGACUCAUCGAUUUCUUGGAAUUUAUCUAGUUUUAUUACAAAUUGUGGUGGCGUAAAAAUAAAUACAUCCUAAAUUGAGAUUGGAAAUAUACAUAGCAAUCAAAAGAAAGCUGGAUUUAUUGAGAACAAAUAUAUAAUAAUUGUAGCAUCUUAAGACUAUUCAUUUUUUGCAAAUGCGUAAAUUAAUAUGAAGAAUUAUUUACUUGCAUUCUUUCUUAAUAGCACUCAAAAUUCUACAAUUCACAAAUUAAAUGCUACUUCUAAUAAGAUGCUGUUUGUGUUUAAUAAUUCUGUGACUUUUGAAGACUCAAAUUUUUUGAUGACGACAUAAACUUGUACAAAUAAUGUGAAUAUAUUACCAGGAAUGAUUAGUAUUUUCAAUGUCAAUUUCGAGUCUAUCGAAGAUUAUUUAUUGCACAAUUAAUUUAUCAAUUUAUAGCAACCUACUCGUUUUACUGCUUUCUUUCAAGUUUCUAACUACACCUUCUUUGUUUUUAGCAACUCUUCUUUAACAUUAAUAAACUCUUAAGUGAUUGCAAGUCAAAUAGGAGUAUUAAAUAAUGGCACCAUAAUUUUGGAAAACAGCAACUUAAAUACUUCGUUUUCUGGUUGUUACAUCAAUUAGGGGAAUGCAAGAGGUCCUGAGUUCAUUAAUUAUAAUCAAAAGUGUUUUGCAAAUGGUGGUUCCAACUCUGGAUAUGGAGGAAUUGGAUUGAAUAUUGGGGACUCUUAUUUAAAUGAUUGCAUAUUUUUAACUAAUUCAACUAGGUUCAUGUUUGAUUUAUAUCCAUAUGGUUAUUUGCUAACUAAUCUUUAUCAAGGAUCAGGUGGCAGCUCUGUAAACCUCAUUGAAUUAGUGAAAGAAUUUGGAACUGUUUCCAAAAAUCUAUUAUAUGGAUUUGGUGGAGGUUCCAUAUUUAUAUAUGCAAAUCAAUCAGUAAGCAUGAGUCAUUCACAGUUGCUUGCUAAUGGAUCGCCAGGAUAUGUUGAUUCAGAGACUAAUUAUAGUAUUGGUGGAGGUGCAGGAGGAUCGAUUAAAAUAUAUUCCACUUAAAUUAUUAGCGAUCUGACAAGUAAUAUUUCCAUACAAGGAGGAGAUAGCGAUUCUAAAGGUUUAGUUGGUGAAGGAGGUGGAGGAGUAUUUUAAUUCAAGUGUUUAACAACUCCUUUGAAUAUUAAUCAAGCUCAAAAUUUAUCCUCUUACUGUUCAAGUAGCUCUUAUAAUGGAAACAUCCUAAAUGGACCUGGUUUAAGAUAUAAAUAACUAGGAGCAGGGUUAAUUGGAUAAUAAGGAAAUCUAAUUGAACCUUUGUGUCCCCCUGGUUAUAGAAUCUCCAAUUUCUAAUGUGUGCUCUGUAAUCAGUAAUAAUACUCUAUUUGGUGGAGUUCAUAAUGUGUACCUUGUCCAUCUACCUAUGGGAAAUUUUCUUAAGAUAAUACAUUUUGUAAUUAAGCACCAAGUUGUUAAACUGCAGAUUGCUGUAUUGAAGAUUUUAAAAUUCUAAGGAAUACUGGAAUUUAAUUGGUAGUUUUUAUGCUGCUGAUCAUUAUUGGUUAUGCAUUAAGAAGAUAAUACAAAAAGAAAGAUUCUACUACCGAAAAAAACUUUAAUUUUGAAAAUGCCACCAAAGAAAUCAUAGCAGAUAAGAUAAUCACUGAGAGUUUGUAGGAAACUGAUCAGUUUGUAUUAGGAGAUCUAAUGUAUCAUGCACAUAGAAUACCAGUCAUAGGUAAUAAUACUUUUCUUAAUCCGUGGUUUUUGCAUUCUGAACCCCCAGUUGAAAUAGAUAAGGCAGUAAAUAAAGAAGAGUAUGAAAAGUUUGCAAAGAAUUUCAAUGAGAUUGCAGCUUGGAGUAAGACAAAAUAUAUUAUUUUAAAUUUCUUGGCUAUAUUAUAUUAUCCAUUAUAUUGGGGUUGGCAAACGAAAAUUAAAAAGGAUAAGUAUAAAUCAUUAGCUGCUUUACUAAAUAAAAAUGAAAUACCAAAAUUCUGGAAAUAAUCAUCGGAUCAAACUUAUGGUAGAUUCAAAAUGACUAAAAGUGCAGAUUACACUCUUCUAUAUAUCGAUAUAUUUAAUUAUAAGAAUUGUGAUCUUAAAUACAUUUAUCUAACCUGCCCCUUCAUUAUUUAUCUGUCUGGUGAAGGUAAUUAUUUACGACCAUUUUAUUUAUGUGAAUCAGACUAGUUUUUAGUCUCUCUCUUCUUUGCUGUCAAUUAAACAAAAAAUUCUAUUUAAAAUAGAUAAAAUAUAUUGACUAAUCUUGUCUGUAAAGAUGAGAGAGAAGAAAACUCCAAAGAGAUCAGAAGAUUCUUAAAGAAAUUCAAUAAAGUAGCUAUGACUUUGGAUUUAGGAGCACUAGAUUCGAAUUUCAUAUCAAAUUUUAAAAGAUUAUUUGAUUUAUUAGAGAAAUGGAAUAACUAAUUCUUUAACAAUCAUGAUGUAAAAUUGCAAUUAUUAGUUGCUCAAUUUCCAUUUGAUUCUCAACAUCAAUCAUCCACAAUCACAUUGAUUGAAAUGAAAUAGGAAGCUUAAUUCAAAGAGUUUAUGAGAGAACUUCAUAAGAAUCUGAUCUUUUAAAAAUUACAGGAUGUUAAAUUUGGGGUGUUUAUUUUUAAUACGGAAUAAGAUCCUGCCGAAGUUGAUUAGCAACUGAAAAAUCAGAAACUCAGUUUUAAUGAUAUUGAGGAUUUUUCUAUUAGAAAUAUCGAAUAUGACUAUGAUGAUGAGAAUUCAAUUGAUGUAGAAUUGUUGAGAGAAUAAUUUCUAUCUAAAAGUACCGACAAAGAUCACCUAUAGAUGGGACACACUAAACAUUAAUUCAAAUAAAUAACCAAGAAGUAAAGUCAAAGACCGAAUUCUUUUUCAAAGACUUAUCAUCUAAUCAUAAGAAUCUUUGAUUAUAUCAGAUUCCAAUCAUUUUCUCAUAAACGGACCUUUUUAGAUAAGUAUACGCUGAUCAUCAUGAUUUGUAUACUAAUCUUAAUAGAUAAUUUCUUGUUACAAAGCAUUUUAAGUUUGAUCAUAGAGAAGUAUCAUCAAAUGAGAAAUUCUGAAAAUCAUUCCAAAGAAGAUAUCAUAAUUUUAUAAUUAAUUUUAUUCCCUUAUCCACUCACUAUAAUACUAUCCAAUUUAUUUGAAUCAAUUUGGAUACCAAGUCAAUCUUAUGGUAUUUUGAAAUUGUAUUUGAUCUUUAAUGCCAUGGCCACAUUUCAAUACUUUGUCAGUUUGUUAAUCUUUGUUUGUAAUCCCAAAUAACAAAUAUGCAUUCAAGAUACCUUGACCUUUUUGUCAUUUCUAAUAAAGAUCACACUAAAUCAAUUAAGUGAGAGAUUAAUACCUAUGAGCACCAAAUUGAAUUAAUUGAGCAAUGAAAAAUAAAUGUGA
Molecule: messenger RNA, 3549 nt
Organism: Paramecium tetraurelia
Lineage: Eukaryota; Ciliophora; Oligohymenophorea; Peniculida; Parameciidae
Exons: 5
Source: RefSeq, a predicted model, not a curated record